Molecule: messenger RNA, 1732 nt
Organism: Oryza brachyantha (malo sina)
Lineage: Eukaryota; Viridiplantae; Streptophyta; Magnoliopsida; Poales; Poaceae
Product: uridine 5'-monophosphate synthase-like
Biological process (GO): 'de novo' UMP biosynthetic process; 'de novo' pyrimidine nucleobase biosynthetic process
Molecular function (GO): orotate phosphoribosyltransferase activity; orotidine-5'-phosphate decarboxylase activity
Source: RefSeq, a predicted model, not a curated record
GCCUCGGCCCCAAAAACCUCUGGGCAAACUCACCGAGAAUCCUAGCCACCAUGGACGCUGCCACCAUUGAAGCCCUCAUCCUGGAGCUCCACGCCAAGGCCGUCAAGUUCGGCGCCUUCGUGCUCAAGUCCGGCAUCACCUCCCCAAUCUACAUCGACCUCCGCAUGCUCGUUGCCCACCCGCGCCUCCUCUCCAACGUCGCCUCCCUCCUCGGCUCCCUCCCCACCACGCGCCCCUACGGCCUCCUCUGCGGCGUCCCCUACACCGCGCUCCCCAUCGCCGCCGUCCUCUCCGCCGCCAGCUCAAUACCCAUGCUCCUCCGCCGCUACGAGGUCACGGGCCUCGCCGCCGCCGACUGCAUCGAGGGGUCCUUCCGCGCCGGGGACGCCGUGCUCAUUGUCGAGGACCUCGUCACCACGGGUUCCUCGGUGCUCGAGACCGUCUCGCCUCUCCGCGAGGUCGGGCUCGUCGUCGCCGACGCCGUCGUGGUCGUCGACCGCGAGCAGGGCGGGAGGGAGAACCUUGCCGCCAAUGGGGUCACGCUGCACUCGCUCAUGGCCCUGACGGAGCUGCUCGCCGUCCUUGUGAAGCACGGUAAGCUGAGCGAGGAAAAGGCCGAUGAGGUGAAACGAUUCCUCAACGCAAACAGGAAGGUGGCGGUGCCGGGACUGCCGGUUAAACCCAAAAUGGCUAGGAAGACCUUCUCUGAGAGGGCCAGAUUGGCCACGAAUCCGAUGGGGAGGAAGCUGUUCGAGUUGAUGGAGACCAAGCAAAGCAACUUGUGUGUGGCUGCGGAUGUUGGUACAACAACAGAACUACUUGAUCUCGCUGAUAAGAUUGGUCCAGAGAUUUGCAUGUUGAAAACUCAUGUGGACAUCUUGUCUGAUUUUACACCAGAUUUUGGGAGCAAGCUCCAUUCGAUUGCUGAUAGGCACAAUUUUUUGAUAUUUGAAGACCGCAAGUUUGCUGACAUUGGAAACACGGUAACUAUGCAAUAUGAAGGAGGAAUAUUCCAAAUAUUAGACUGGGCUGAUAUUGUUAAUGCACAUAUAGUUUCUGGACCUGGAAUUGUAGAAGGCUUGAAACUUAAGGGUCUACCAAAAGGAAGAGGGUUACUUUUGCUUUCUGAAAUGAGUUCAGCUGGCAGCCUUGCUAAUGGAGAUUACACAGCUGCAGCCGUGAAGAUUGCUGAGCAACAUACUGAUAUUGUAAUUGGAUUUAUAUCAGUAAAUCCUGCAUCUUGGUCAGUGACACCAUCGAGUCCAGCGUUCAUCCAUGUCACUCCUGGAGUUCAGUUGGUAGCAGGGGGGGACUCUCUUGGUCAACAGUACAACACUCCAUACUCCGUGAUAAACAACAGAGGCAGUGACAUAAUCAUAGUGGGACGUGGAAUUAUAAAGGCGAGUAAUCCAGCUGAGACCGCAAGGGAGUACCGCAUCCAAGGGUGGCAGGCUUACCAAUCCAGCUUGUCAUGACUCAUGAGAACACGCUGUAAGUUGCUCUCCCACUCUGUAACACGAAUGUAGGGGCACCCACGCGAUUGACGCAAUAAGGGCUACAGAGUGUGCAUACUCUAUCGUCGCUGUCGUUGGUAAUUCAUAUGCCCUGCAUUGACACGCACAAUCCCAGCAGUAAUUUCGCAUAUAUGUGAUGGUAAAUAAAGUUCUCCGAGAACCUGCUUGCUUGAUAAGUCUCUUGAGACCUUUUUUUUUUUUGCUAUUUUGUUUCUGCC